UCUUGAAAGUACACAAGGCCUUGGUGUUUUAAUCAAAAAUUAGGUCAAGUGCAUUGUUUGCGCAACACAGUGACCUAAAAAGUUGUAAAAUCUAUAUCAAUGUGAAAGAAAUUGGCUAGAAACGGGCAAGACAAAAACAUAUGCACACGAAUAGUGCAGUUGACACAGUUUUAGAGCUACUGGGAAAGCCAAAGAAAAUAAAUAAAAAGGAACUGAUAUUUUUUAGUGUAUUUUUAACAUCAACCCAAAAUGAGUCAGUCUUGUAUACCCGUCAGCGCAAAGAUGUCGAAGGCAAAGAAAGUUUUAGAUGAAGCACGAGAAACCCAAAACCGGGAGUUGGAUCUGGUGGACAAGGGGCUGUCAUCCUUCGAGGAGUUGCCCGGGUUGUUCAACAUGUCCAAUAUCACUCGACUGACCCUGUCCCACAACAAGAUCAGUGUAAUUAGUCCCGGAAUCGCGAACCUGUUGAAUCUGGAGAUCCUCAACCUUUCGAAUAACCAGCUGACGGAAUUGCCCGUUUCACUGUCGUCAAUGCCCAAGUUGCGAAUCCUCAAUGUGUCCAUCAACCGAUUGAUUAAUCUUCCUCGGGGCUUUGGAGCCUUUCCCGUGCUGGAAGUCCUGGACCUGUCGUACAACAAUCUGAACGAGCAGGUGCUGCCUGGAAACUUCUUCGGAAUGGAGACAUUGCGCGCUUUAUAUUUGGGCGACAAUGACUUUGAGUAUAUCCCGAAGGAGGUGGGCCAGCUAAAGAAUCUUCAAAUCCUUGGACUCCGGGACAACGAUCUCCUGGAGCUUCCCCGUGAAGUUGGAGACUUGGCGCGACUCCGGGAGCUACACAUUCAGAACAAUAGGCUGCAAGUCCUGCCCCCAGAAAUUGCCCAGCUCGACCUGCUGAGCAACAAGUCGGUGAUGAAGAUGGAGGAGAAUCCCUGGGUCAAUCCCAUUGCCGAGCAAUACCUGCUAGGCAUCAGUCACGUGAUUGACUACCUCAAGACGGAGACGUAUAAAAUCAUCUACAACCGUCAUUUGCAGGCUGGACGUAGUGGUCCUCCGCCGCCCAAAGCCGACAAGAGCAAGAAGGCCUCAAGAAUUCGCGCAUAGUUGUCUUCAGUCAGAGGAUCCCCCCGAAAGAAUGUGUUCGUCUCGUUCGUUGUUAACCAAAACCGUUUUUGUAUACUAAUUUAUAAGUAUUUGUAAACUAAUGUGUAUUUUCGCAAAAGUGCCUUGACUCUUUUUCUCACUAAUUAAAAUCAAAGAAUGAAA
Molecule: messenger RNA, 1263 nt
Organism: Drosophila takahashii
Lineage: Eukaryota; Metazoa; Arthropoda; Insecta; Diptera; Drosophilidae
Gene: ics
Product: ras suppressor protein 1
Molecular function (GO): protein binding
Source: RefSeq, a predicted model, not a curated record